This is a messenger RNA of Penaeus chinensis, 2528 nucleotides long. RefSeq lists its product as uncharacterized. The coding region runs from base 135 to 2528 and encodes 797 amino acids. The record is from RefSeq and is a predicted model, not a curated record. The transcript has 11 exons. Gene Ontology annotation, molecular function: protein binding. Lineage: Eukaryota; Metazoa; Arthropoda; Malacostraca; Decapoda; Penaeidae.
AGACGAAGAGAAGUCCUCCUUUGGGCUGUAUUCAGGGAUGAGUGACAUAAUUAGUGGGUCACCCCAGAGUGCAGCCCCAAGUCCAACCCCUUCCUCAUGCUCUUCGACUCCCUCCCUAACCCCAAACAAAAGCAAUGUGGCGAGUGGAGGUCUACAGAGACCAAAUUCAACGUUUGGCUCCAGCUUGGUGUACAAAGGUAGUGGGAGGUGGUCUGCUAGUCCAUCAUCCUGUGACCCCAAAGAAGAGGGUUUUGACCAAGACCAAGACGGAUCACCUCAGCGAAGAGCUCAAUCUCGGAUAUAGGAUUUUGAUGGAGCUGAUGUCCGAUUACCAGAAGGGGAGCAAUGCGCCCUUCAUGGAGCCCAUUGAACUGGACACCGACAAGAACAAGGACUACCUGGAGGUCAUUAAGAAACCUCUCUGGCUGAAGAAGAUAAAGGAACAACUCUUAGAUGGGCAGUACAAAACAAUCACCGAACUCAUUGGAGAUCUUCGACUAAUGCUAGAGAAUGCAUACCGAUACUUUGGGCCAGUCCAUUCCAUCUCGAAAAAAGGCCUACGUCUGGAGCACAUGAUGGAGCAGAAAAUAGCUCUCCUUCCCAAGGAAAUCCGCGAACAAUGCAGUUUGGAGAAGACAUCCGGCCAGCCACCAGAGGAUAUCACUCAAAAGCACCGCAACAAAAGAGCCAAGAUCUCAGUCAAUGGUGACAAUUUCUUCUCAUACGUCAUGCACCGUGUCCGAGGAUGCAGAGUGCAGCGUGAAAAGGAAUUGAAGAGGAGGAAAAUGGAGGCCAUGCGUCAGGCAAAGCGUGACCGAGAAUUGGAAGUCAUACAGUGGGAAAAAGAUCUACUUAAGGAGCCUCUCCACUCACAAAUGAGGGCAAUGUGGGAGCUACCACAAAUUGGCCACUUCAUAUACCUCACUCUGAACACCCUGAACAUCUAUGAAGUCCCUCAGUAUGAGCUUGAAAGGAUGCUGCUGAUGCCCCGAGCCUCAAGAACACUGGCCAUGCUACUGACCUCCCUCCUCUCGUCACCACAGCAGAGACAGAAGCUCAACGAAAAGCCUUACAUGCCCUACAAGGUCUGGGCCCGGAAGCUGGCACAUAAGACCCUCCUGUGGUACAGGUGCUUCUCUCGGGAGAACCAGAAUUCCCAGAAAGUUUUUGACCAAAUGGGAAUUGAGCCACAGUUUUGGAACAUAUGUGGACCCACAAACCCCUUCGAACACCAGCUGUUCCAUGAGAUGACCUACCACCAGCGAGUGUGGCUCCUCAAGUCCCUCUGUGACUUUCUGCUUCACAACCACAAGACAGUACAGGAAGUGAUCGCUGAGCACACGGAGGCUGACCAGCGCGAGUACCACUUGGGCCGUGACCGGGAUGGGAAUGAGUACCUGCACUUCCCCCAGUUCUGUGGCCAAGACCUCAGGAUCUACCGGCGGGCGCAAGUUCCAUCCCCAGAGAUCAAAGUGGAAGAGGAGGAGCAUGAGGAAGGGAGCAUCCUUCCCAUCGAGAAAGUUCGGGAGUUCAAGAAGAUGAUGAAGAAGUUCCGGAGUGUAAGUACAAGGAGGGGAAAGACAAGAAAACAGGAGUGGAGCAAAAGAAGAGGAAGAAAAGAGAGGAGAAAUGAGGAGUUUCAGUUGAAGCAAAGCAAGAAAUACGAGGAAGAGGCGGAGUGGGAAGGAUCCAGAGGGAAGAAGAGAAAACGGAAAAGGGGACGUAAUAGAGAGGUGGAUCCAGAGGAGGAGGUCACCAUCCACAAUCGCAGCCGGCCAGGGAACCUCAGACAGAGACCAAGAGCAAGGUACAAGGACCAGUAUGAAGACCUGGGCCUUUCCUCAGAUGACGAACCUCCCCGGCCUAAGUUCAAGGGAAGGAGGUCCAGGGCAUGUAUCGCAGACUCUUCUAGUGAGAGUGAGGACGAGAAGGAGGAAAAGAAAGAAAAGGAGAAAGAGAAGAAGGAAAAGGAGAAAGAGAAGAAGGAAAAGGAGAAGGAAAAGGAGAAGGAAAAGGAGAAGGAGAAGGAGAAGGAGAAUAAUGGGACUGAAACACCUCCAGGAACAGCAGCAGCAGAGGAAAUCGGAGAGGAAGGAGCAGCCAACAGCCCAGCUCCCCCCCAGCAGGAAGGGCUGACGAGAGCACAACAGAAGAACCCCAGAACGAGACGAGGAGGCAAGAAGAAGCCAACCUGUGAGAUAUGUGGUAAAACAUUCCAAAACAUUGCAGCUCUGAAGGGACACAGAGCGGUCCAUACUAAGGAGAAGCAGAGACUGGCACUUGGCCUCAGUGACAUUCCUAAUGCGAACAAGACUAGUGUGGAAAAGACUGGUGACUCCUCCUCAGACAAGCAAGACUCCAUGUGUAACAGCACCAUACUUCAGAACGGAGAAUGUGACCCUGAGGAGAGCUCUGAUAGAGAAAACAAAACGAAGGAUCUGACUAGAGAAUCUCUUUUAAAUGGGAAGAUAAAAGAGGAAGUCGCAGAGGAUGUCGAAGGAAGGGAGGACAAAAGGGUUCAGGGUUGA